Molecule: messenger RNA, 351 nt
Organism: Penicillium brevicompactum
Lineage: Eukaryota; Fungi; Ascomycota; Eurotiomycetes; Eurotiales; Aspergillaceae
Exons: 1
Coding region: 1-351 (116 amino acids)
Source: RefSeq, a predicted model, not a curated record
AUGGAGCGACCGUCUCAAAAUAUACACCCUGCAGCUACCUCUAUAAAGCUGCCAACUCUACGACUUGCCCCAUCACUCAAGCGAUCCACCACCUACUCCACGCCUUGUGAAGAAAACGCUAUCCAGCCGGACUCAGAGAACUCCACCGCUGCCAUGGACACACAGCUUCGCGACUACCAUUAUCAAGUCAAAGCAACCCUCACCAACAUCCUCAAUGACGAGCGUGUCAAACACAACCCCAACGGUAGCCGCUGUGUCCAGGAAAUAUUGCUGGAGAAUGAGCAUGAUAUGAGAAGGCAACGAAGGGAAUCACUCAGUUCAUGUACCGCCAAACGAACAAUGCUUUUGUGA